AUGUGGUUACAAUUCUUUUUGUUGCUGUUUUACAUACCCUUUCCGGUCCUCGCCGCGGGCCAUCAUCACUCUCAUUUACACUCCCAACAUUCUCAUCAUCUUGGUCAUAAACGCGCUUCCAACAGUUCUUCUCAUGAUCUGGAUGCUGCGCGUAAGCUCUUAGCCGCUGGUCAAGCUGCCAUGGCUCAUGCAAACAGCGCUAUUGUUCAGAACCCUCGUCCAAACCGUUUGGAAGUGCUAAACUCUACCGAGCUUAGAAAGGCUCAAAAAGCUCCUCCUCCACUUGAUUAUCGCAACGUCACUGCAAAGACACUCCAGGCCAGAGGUUCAGAAAAUGGAACCUCCAAAGACUUUCGUUAUUCUGUUCCUGAUGAGCUUAUCCAGGCUGCACGUCUUCUUUCAGAGAACUGGAAGCCAUCAUCUAAAGACUUGGAUGGUGGCUACGCUGCUGAUGUUCAACACUUGAAGGACACCUUCUUGUAUAAGAACAAUGACACCAACAUGAUGCCUCCCAUGCUUCAGUAUGGUUCGGGCUUGAUCGAACCUAUCCAUGAGCCGCCGUCUGCUUUUCGCUACAGUGAAAAUGAGACCGAUGUCACUGAGAACGUCGAUGCCAAGGACAAGGAACUUCACAAGCGAGCCAGUUCUGACUGGUGGAUGGCGACUAUCUCCCAGCGAGGCUCUAGUCCGUUUGCGCCAGCUGGAUACCAAGUUUGGCGAGAUGUCAAAGAGUUCGGUGCCAAAGGUGACGGUGUUGCUGAUGAUACUGAUGCCAUCAACAAGGCUAUCUCAAGCGGUGGCCGAUGUGGUAGAGGAACAUACAAAGUCAGCUCGUCCAUCAUCCAGUAUUACAAUACCGAGAUAAUCAGCAACCCACUUGACCUUCCCACCAUUAUUGCAGCGCCCAGUUUUGUUAGUCUUGGUGUUAUUACUUCCAAUGUUUAUACAGGAGAGACUUCAGAAUGGUAUCUCAACCAGAACAACUUUCUUCGAAGUGUCCGCAACUUCAUCAUUGAUGUCCGUCCAACUCCUGCUGAUGCCCAAGCUUGCGGAAUCCACUGGCAGGUUGCUCAGGGUACUUCACUUGAGAACAUCCACUUCUAUAUGACGAAGUUCAAGGAUGAUCCCAAGACAACGCAGCAGGGUAUCUACAUGGAGAACGGAAGUGGCGGCUUUCUUUCCGACCUUUGGUUCGUCGGUGGAAAGUUCGGAGCAUACAUGGGCAACCAGCAGUUCACAGCUAGUGGCCUUUACUUCGAAGAGGCUGAGACGGCCAUCCAGAUCCACUGGGACUGGGGAUGGACUAUGCAGAACAUUGUUAUUAAUAACUGCAAGACUGGUCUCACCAUCGUCGGCGGCGCAGGAGGUCCAAUGAGUACCGGCCAAGGAAUCGGCUCUCUUCAUUUGACCGACCUACGCUUCCAUUAUGUCCAGGUUGCUGUCUCAACCUCGGUGAUGGCUGACAACUCAACCGCCUUGCUGCUGAGCAACUCUGGUUUCUACAACGUGGAUACCAUUGUUGAAGACACCUCCAAGAAGCAAGUCCUUCUAAAAGGCGGUAAAGGAACUGUCAACGUUGAUACUUGGGGUUUUGGGAGAGUCACCAGCGCCAACGGUACCACUGCCUUCCACAAUGGCGCCAACCUUGACAGCCCUGUCAGAAACGAGUCUCUUGUUACUGGUGGACGCAAGCAAUUUUUUACCAGACGCCGUCCUAAGUAUGAUGACUUGGGCUUCAGUCAGAUUCUCGACGCCAAGGCGUAUGGGGCCCAGGGUGAUGGCAAGACUGAUGACACUGCUGUUCUGAACCAUCUCUUUUCCGCUGCUGCGAACAUGUCUGCGAUUAUAUACGUUCCGUUCGGAGUGUAUAUUAUUUCGGAUACUGUUGAGAUUCCAGUUGGAGCGCGUGUUAUUGGUCAAGCUUGGCCUCAGAUCAUGGCGACGGGGUCAAAGUUUGCAGAUGCUCUCAAGCCUCGCGUUGCAGUUCGUGUCGGUCUGUCCGGCCAAGUUGGUGUCGUGGAGAUCCAGAACAUGAUAAUGACUGUCAAGGGAGCUACGGCUGGUGCCAUCAUGAUGGAGUGGAAUGUCCAUAAGUCCGGCCAAGGCUCUGCAGGCCUAUGGGAUACCCAUUUCAGAGUCGGCGGUGCAGCUGGCACUGACCUCACUGUCAAAGAUUGCCCCAAGUUGUCUGGUAAAAUGUGGACUGCCGAUCACGAUUUCGACACUGCCGAUCAGACUCAGGUCGACAUCUAUGUUGGCAGAGUCGAACACUGUGUCCUGUACCAGUACCAGCUCUCUGGUGCGCAGAACGUCGUCAUGGGCCUCAUUCAGACUGAAACCCCCUACUUCCAGUCUUUCCCAGAAGCACCGGCGCCUUUCACACCAGGUGCUUUCCCCAACGACCCCAGUUUUCACAACUGCACUAAGACCUCCAAGUCUUGUGCUAUGGCUUGGGCCUUGCGCAUCAUCGAUUCUUCAGCUGUGCAUGUUCUUAGUGCUAGUCUUUACUCGUUCUUCAACCGUUACGAUCAGACUUGUCUCAAGUCCGGUCGUCAUGACUGCCAGGACAAGCUAUUCUACGCCGAACAGAGUUACGAUGUCUGGGUCCAGAACCUCGUCACUCUCGGCAGUAUCGAGAUGGUCAGUCCCUUGAACGGAGUUCCCACCCUUGGUAAGCCAAACAGAAACGGAUUCGCUUCUUCGAUUCUGGCCUGGCUUGGAGGUUCCAAGAAUAUCACCGGCCAGCGUACCUUUGAAGGCUACAGGAUCCAUACUGAGAAGACGCUUGACAUUAACCGUUUCCCCGAGGCCUAUCAGAAUGCUCUUACAUCUCUUAUACGUUAUGACAAUUAUACAGAGGAGUGGACAACGGCUUCAUACCACGGAGUUCUCCCUAGGGAGGUUGACGUCGAGUCUGUUUGCGACAAGGGCUGUGCACAGGCUAUCUCAGAUUGGCGAUCAGCCGUCGAUACCUACUGCGGUAAUGCGACGUGGCAUAAUGGUGCUGGUGCCGGUGUCUUAGGGUCUUUCGUUUCACAAGGUAUCAACGAGACAUGUCAAACAGACAAGACUGGAAAAUACUGCAAUGAUAUCAUCAACAAGUUCACCGUUGUCAACAGUAUCGACAAGAUACCAACCAACGAACUCUGUUCUGACUGCUACGUCGGUCGACUCAAGAUGAUGCAGGCUAGUCCCUUCUCGUAUUACAACCGAAAUUCUUUCUUCGAGAGUGCUCUGAAGCAAGCAGUCAAGCGUUGCUCGCUGUCGAAUCAACCCACCGCCGCCAAAGAUUCGCCUUUCCCCCCAGAGCCUUCCGAACCCGCCUUCUGUCUCUCUGAAGUCACAUACACCACCAAGGCUGGCGAUACCUGCGACUUUUUAGCCACCAAGUACAGCGUCUCUUCAGCAGCAUUAUUCAUAGGUAACCCCGGUAUUAUCAACUGCACCAACAUCGUCGAAGGAGUUAAUCUCUGUCUACCGCUCCAGUGCAAGACCUUCACGCUCGAGAAGGACGACAGCUGCAUGUCUGUCGCCGCAGUCACAGGACUUGAUCAGGGACACAUUCGCUCUUUGAACCCUUGGGUCCAUCCACUUUGCAACAAUCUUCAGGACGGCACCGAGACUCUCGGUCGAGUCAUUUGCAUUACACCGCCUGGUGGCAAGUACGAGCACGACGUGAACACCACCAACUCAGACCCGGCAUAUUCUGAGUAUGCUAACAAGGCUGUUUCACCACCCAGUGGAGCGACUCUGGCUGAUAAGACCAUCAAAGACUGUGGCCGAUGGUAUACCGUUCAAAAGGGAGAUAACUGCGCUGUAUUUCUGGUCCAGUAUCACAUCAGUCUUCCCCUCUUUAUACAAGCCAACCCUUCAGUUUCGGAGGGUACUUAUACCACCGAUCUUGUCCCAGGCCGAACUUACUGUGUCGGUCCAACCAAGGAAGCUUUCGCGGCCAAGCCUCAGUCCGUUCCUCCUUUCCAUCGCUUCGGAUGCUUUGCCCGUAAGGCAGACACUAAAAAUCGCACUGUCUUGACUCUCACCAAAGCCGAACACGUCAAGCCCAUGUCAAUCACAGCUUAUCAAUCCUUCUGUUUACAGCGGGGAUGGAGGGUUUGGGGAAUACAGAACGGCGACUCAUGUUUCUGUGACAAUCAGCUACGUAUAGACAGUCAAAUUGUAGAUAAUUCUAAGUGCAAUAUGCGCUGCAACGGCAACACCACGAAUGUCUGCGGUGGCAAAGACGCUAUUGAAGUCUUUAGCGAGGAUUCUGAUGAUCAGCUAUUGCCCGUAGAGUAUAGAAGUCUCGGUUGCUACGUGUGGGAAGAAGUGCCACCGGUGCGAGGCUUGGACCAAACUAAAAAUACUAUCCAGUCGGACGAUGACAUGUCUCCGCAUGCAUGUGCAAGUGCUUGCACUAUCCAGAUGAAGGCUGACUUCUGGGCUCUCUUGGGAGGGAAAGAUACUUCCUACUUGAAAGAAAAAAAGAGUCGUGAUUUGGCAUCGACAUGGCUGAUGCGCAUGGCCAAAGGGCAUUAA
Messenger RNA from Fusarium oxysporum Fo47, 4536 nucleotides. RefSeq names its product pectate lyase superfamily protein-domain-containing protein. Lineage: Eukaryota; Fungi; Ascomycota; Sordariomycetes; Hypocreales; Nectriaceae. The record is from RefSeq and is a predicted model, not a curated record. The transcript is spliced from 8 exons. Bases 1 to 4536 code for a protein of 1511 amino acids.